AUGUUCUCCAAAGUUAAGUCCAGUUUCAGCAGAAGCAGUAAUGACCUGUCCGAGGGGGAGGACAGAAAUGGAGAUGGUUUGGGGAAUCCGGAAAAGAUAACUAUGAAGAAAGUGCGGGUCGUGCUAUACGACGAGGCGAUAACAUAUAGCGAAAAUAACACCUACUACAAAAUGUCUAACGUAUACAACUGCAACAAUAUGGAUUCCUACAUCGAUUAUGUGAAGAGGUCGAACUACACGAGGAGUUAUGAACAGGAGAUGAUUUACAACGAGGCCCUCAGCCUGUACAACAACCGAAACAAGUACAUUCGGAAGAAGUAUCAAAAUAACUUUUACGUUAAUAUAAAAAGGAACUUGCGGCGGGGGAGGUACUUCGGAGAUGACAACGACGAUCUACAGGGGGUAGAGGCGGGUACAGAGAAUAACCUAAAGGGAACGCCCCAACCUAUGGAUUACACACAUGAAAGGAACCUGAACGAGUACCUCUACCGGGAAAAGAAAAAAGAGCAAGCAAUUCUGUUUAGGAAAAAGUACAUGAAGUUGUUUGCAGAGGGGAGAUUCAGUGGAAAGGGGCCCAAAGACGCACAACACAGGAGAAAAAUUCUCCUGGAAGGAUUAACCAACAACAACAUUACAGUAGGUACAGUAAAAAAAAAUGACAGCUUGUUUUCUCAAAAGGGAACAGACAGUGGUCUUCCCGUACCAGCCCCUGUAGAUAUUUCUCCCGGGGGAAAUAGAUCCAAAACAAAUAUAUUAAGCGAUUUGCGGGAUCUAAAUAGCAUGAGUGAUUCAAGCAAUUUGUUAGAAGAAGAGGAAGAAACUAACUUUCUAGAACAACUAAUUAAAUUAAGGUAUACCCCAGAGUAUAUAUCUCAAUUAAGUGAUUUAUUUGAAAACCCAAGGACAUUGAAGAAAGCUAAUAUUAAAGUGUUGAAAUGGUUGGAUUAUCAAUUAAGUAAAGGAUACUGGUUGGAAAGGCUUUCCUUAUUCCUUCUCGGUUUAACCAUAGCCAUUGGCGUUGGGAAUAUAGAAACUUUUUGGUCAUUGAUGUCUACCUGGCAUGGAGUUAUAUUUGUUCUCCCAUAUAUUAUAUGUUAUUGUUUUGUUUCUCAUCCUAUCCUUACAUUCGAGUUGUACGUAGGACAGCUGAUUCGGACAUCGUCUCCCUUUAUCUUCUAUAGACUACUAAAACAGUGCGCAUCUGUUGGAUUCCUAAUGGUUCUAACGUGUCUCAUAAAUGGCUACAUAAAUACUUACAGAACCGCUGCAGAGUAUUUCAUCUAUUUAAUUAAUUCAUUUAAGAAGGAUCUUCCAUGGAAGCUAAGCAACAGCGAAAUAAAUUUCUGUACUAGUAUUAGAAAUGAUUUCAUAAAAUGCCAUAAGUACAGACCACUCUGCUUUUACUCUAAAUCCAUUUCCUCCUGUGUCCCAAACAGUUUAGGAAAAGCCUUCCUAAUAUAUCAGAACAAAUUUUUUCCACACAACUUUUUUUAUGAUAGAUUACUUCACAUUAAUAGUAGUGAGAAUUUCGCCCAUAUAUUUUCUGAUGGAAUAUCAUACAUCGAUAAGGAUACUUUUAUCUUUCUUUUUGUGUGUAACUUUUUUGUUACAAUUUUUCAGCUUCUGGGAUUAACGAACUUUGCCUUUUCCUCUGCCCUUGUUCUACUACUCAUCGGAUUUCUCUCCAUCACGCAAUUCGCCACCAUGUUCAACUUGACGAGCGCCACGCAGGCCUACGUUUACGUUCUCAAGUCCUGGAAGUUCUCCUAUCUGUACACCUACUCCUCCAUCUGGUCCCAGUGCGUUUCCUUCUCGCUGUACGAGCUGUCUAUCGGGAUGGGCAUCUACGCCUCCCUCGCGACGAAAACCAGAAUCGGAACCAACUUGGCCUUCGACGGAUAUGCCAUCACCACGUGGAAUUCCAUCAUCUCCUCCCUCAUGUUCUUCUCAGCAGUUUCUGUCAUCGGCUUCAUCGCAAACAGCAUCAACACCAACUUCGUGGACAUGCUGGAAUUUUCGAGGAAGGAUUGCUCCUUUAUUCUCUUCCCCGUGGGGUUUACGUACCUGCAGAAGAUGGAGAAAACCCUGUGCAUGCUGUACUACGGGUCUUACACCAUCCUGUCAUGUGCCUCGCUAGCUAUACAGUGUGAAGUCCUAGUGAUGACAAUACGAAACUUCAAAUUUUCCAAGAACAUUCAGAAGCGAACCAUCAUUUUAACUCUCUCCUUGUUCUUCUUCUUGUCUUCUUUCUUCAUCUCCAACAAGGAUACAAAAAACAUCCUAUGGUUUUUGUCCCUUACUAUAUCGGAAAAUGCCCGAGUCUUCGUCUCUCUCUUAAUAUGCAUCAUUCUCGGUUGGCUCUACAACAUCGACUUUCAGUGUCGCCAUCUAACCAGGAAGAGCGUACUCUCAUUCAACUUGACCUACUGGACAUUGAAUUUAUCCAUCAGCAUCCUCUUUAACUACCUCCCCUACCAUGUGUACGUACUGUACAUUGUGAGGGUAGGAAUAUUCGCCAUAAGUACCCUGGUUGCCAUGUGCGUCUUCAAGAAGGAAAUAAAUACGAAGAAGGGGAAGAAGAAGAAAGAGUUGAACAAUCUUACUUACAAGGAAAUUCUGUACAUCCUCUACAUCGGGAACAUCGAACAACUACGGAAGGAGCUACAACGAAUCAUUAGCGGGAAUGUGUUCAUGGGGAGUAUUUCUAUGGCUUGGUCUGUGUGCAUAAAGUACAUCGGGACGUCCAUUUUGCUUUCUGCCUUUAUUGAAUUUGCCGACGGGGUGUUCUAUAGCAACGAGUUGAAGGAGAAGAUGAAGCUCAUUCCCCAGGGGUGGGUUAUCUUUGCCAUUCUCUUCUGGGUGUUCACAUUGCUUCUAUUGGUCCUCUUCCCGCUGUUUGUCACGGCUUUCGAAAAGUGGUGCGCCCAUGAGGAAUGCUUCGCGGAUUUUUCUCUGCUGCCCUCGAAGCCCCUCAGGGAGAUCCACAACUUCAGUAUCCUCUCCUACUUCUGGGAAUUUACUGGCACGGAAACAAAAAAAAGGAAGAGGCACUCCCCGAUGGUUGCCAUGGAGUAG
This is a messenger RNA of Plasmodium knowlesi strain H, 3075 nucleotides long. RefSeq names its product transporter, putative. Gene Ontology annotation, cellular component: membrane. The transcript has 8 exons. Lineage: Eukaryota; Apicomplexa; Aconoidasida; Haemosporida; Plasmodiidae. Bases 1 to 3075 code for a protein of 1024 amino acids. The record is from RefSeq and is a predicted model, not a curated record. Gene Ontology annotation, biological process: sodium ion transmembrane transport.